UAGCGCUUGUGAAAUCUAGUGUAUGCAAUAAGACAAUUUCAAUGACCUCCAAGUAGAAAUAUAGAAGGGAUCGCACUUCUUCUAGUUGUAGAUUCACAAAGAGAUAUAUGGAUUACUUAGUUCUGAUUUUGUAUUUGUACCUCCUCUGGGGCUUGUUCCAUGCUCUCUCUUUCGUUCCCGACAGAGGCCAAAGAGCUCGGCCCUCCAAACUGCCCCCCGGUCCACGGCCUCUCCCGAUCAUCGGCAACCUCCUCGAGCUCGGAGAUCUUCCCCACAAGUCCCUCACUAAGCUCGCUCACACUUACGGCCCCAUCAUCAAGCUGGAACUCGGCUUCGUGACCACGGUGGUGGUCUCUUCACCGAUGCUCGCCAAAGAAAUCCUCCAGACCCACGAUACUGUCUUCUCGAAUCGUAUGAUUCCGGAUUCCAUCACAGCCCAUGACCAUGACAAGCUAGGCUUGGCCUGGUUACACGUUUCGCCUCUCUACCGAAACCUCAGGAAAAUAUUCAACUUGUAUAUCUUCACCCGCAAAAAACUCGAUUUGAACCAACACCUUCGCGGCAAGAAAGUGCAAGAGCUGGUUGCCUUUGUGAGGAAAUGCGUGUAUGCUGGCGAGGCAGUGAAUAUCGGUGAGGCGGCUUUCAGGGCCAGCCUUAACGCGAUAUCGAACACGGUUUUCUCUUUGGACAUGACGGAACCUUCGAAUCCAGCUGGAGAGCUGAAGGAGGUGGUGUGGCAAAUCAUGGUUGAGAUUGGAAAGCCUAACCUGGCAGAUUACUUUCCCGUACUCAAGAAGAUUGACCCGCACGGUUCGAAGCGUCGCCUUGAGGCGAAUUUCCAGAAGAUGUUCGACUUUUUCGACGAAGUGAUCCAGAGAAGGUUGCAGCUGAGGACAGAGAACAGUUCGGUGAGGUGUAAUGAUGUUUUGGAUAAUCUGCUUGAUGUAGUUGAGGAUAAAAAUGAGACCCUGGACAUCUCCCGUGUCAAGCAUCUACUUCUGGACAUAUUCGUCGCUGGUAGCGAAACCACUUCGAGCACUCUGGAGUAUGCAAUGACGGAACUACUUCGCAACCCAGAAAAGCUAUCAAGAGCCCAGGCCGAGCUCCAUCAAGUUAUUGGCAAAGGCAAGAAGAUUGAAGAAGACGAUAUUUCUCGCUUACCUUAUUUACAAGCUAUCUUGAAAGAGACUUUCCGAUUGCACCCAGUGGUUCCUCUCGUUCCUCGGACAUCUGGAGGGAAUUCGGUUAUAGGCGGUUUCACCAUUCCAAAGGGUGCACAAGUUCUCAUAAAUGUGUUUGCGAUAGGACGAGAUCCGAGCAUUUGGGAUGAUCCAGACAAGUUCGUGCCCGAGAGAUUUCUUGGAUCCGAUAUUGAUGUUAGGGGACAGAACUUCGUGCUGGUACCGUUUGGUGGUGGCAGGCGGAUUUGUCCGGGAUUGCCAUUGGCCAUGAGAAUGUUGCCUUUGAUGCUCGGUUCGCUCAUUAACAUAUUCAAUUGGAAGCUCGAAGAUGGUGUUAUCCCUGAGAACAUGAACAUGGAAGACAAGUUCGGAUUAACCAUCCAAAAGGCUCAAUCUCUAAAAGCUGUGCCCAUUCCUAUAUGAAAGGAGUAAUUGUAUCGAGUAUAUCUAAGUGAGUCUAUAUAUAUUAAAAAAUAAGUGCAAGGAAUGAAUGCAUGUUCGCGUUACAUUCUAUGUAAUUAUGCUUGAUUGUGUUGAUCGCAUCGUCUAUUUAAAGAAAAUAAAAGUAUUAUUUUGGUAAAUCGUGCGUUUUUUCUUGAAUUUAUAUCCUGGCAAAUAAAGAGAUAUUAGAGAGGGAAAAGAAUUUCCCAAUAUAGUAGAUGUUGAAGAACAGGCCAGAGAUUUGGGAAAUCUUACCUCUCUUUAUCUGUGUAAUCUCUUUUCCUUACAAUCCGUAUGUGGUGAUAACUUUAAG
Syzygium oleosum is the source of this 1935-nucleotide messenger RNA. RefSeq names its product geraniol 8-hydroxylase-like. The transcript has 2 exons. Lineage: Eukaryota; Viridiplantae; Streptophyta; Magnoliopsida; Myrtales; Myrtaceae. The record is from RefSeq and is a predicted model, not a curated record. Gene Ontology annotation, molecular function: oxidoreductase activity, acting on paired donors, with incorporation or reduction of molecular oxygen; heme binding; iron ion binding. Bases 108 to 1604 code for a protein of 498 amino acids.